AUGAAAGAACCUGACAAACACAAUGCAGAGGAGGAAAACGAGACUCAGAUGAAUGGAAGUGCCACAGAUAUUCCCCAAGUCGAGGCUGAAGAGAAUGAAGGAGAAGGAGCAAAAGCGUUGGAUGAGAAAGAAAAGGUGAUCGUUGUUGGUGAAACAUUAGAUUCCGAGGGAACAAAAGAUCAAGAAGUAGCCAAGGAAGUGAAACAAGGGGCAGAAAAUGCAGCGCCUGAACAACAAAGCACUCAAGGGAAGAAGAAUUCUGCGGUUUCUAAUGAUGUAAUCGAGGAGACUGCAAGCAAACUUCGUGAACAGAGAAGAAACAAGGUGAGGGCACUAGCCGGGGCCUUUGAAACUGUCAUAUCCUUACAAGAGCCCAAGUGA
Fraxinus pennsylvanica is the source of this 381-nucleotide messenger RNA. The record is from the annotation of a GenBank genome assembly. Lineage: Eukaryota; Viridiplantae; Streptophyta; Magnoliopsida; Lamiales; Oleaceae.